Felis catus (domestic cat) is the source of this 4007-nucleotide messenger RNA. It is a transcript of the gene RSU1, whose product is annotated as Ras suppressor protein 1. Lineage: Eukaryota; Metazoa; Chordata; Mammalia; Carnivora; Felidae. The record is from RefSeq and is a predicted model, not a curated record. The coding region runs from base 171 to 1112 and encodes 313 amino acids. The transcript is spliced from 10 exons. Gene Ontology annotation, molecular function: protein binding.
UGGAGCGGCGAGCCGCAGGGUGUGCGCUUGCGCCGAGCUCCGGGACAGGGCGUGUUCCCCGUUCCGGGCCGCGUUUUGCUCCGAACGAGUGCAUCUCUUGCCACUCAAGUGCGCCCUGCGGAAACCUGUGGUUCUCUCGCCCCACCUGUUAGGUGCUGCCUUCCGCGAACAUGUCCAAGUCUCUGAAAAAGUUGGUGGAGGAGAGCCGGGAGAAGAACCAGCCGGAAGUGGACAUGAGUGACCGGGGCAUCUCCAACAUGCUGGAUGUCAACGGCUUGUUCUCCUUAUCCCACAUCACACAACUGGUCCUCAGCCAUAACAAGCUAACAACUGUGCCGCCAAACAUAGCAGAGCUGAAGAAUUUGGAAGUGCUGAACUUCUUUAAUAACCAGAUUGAGGAGCUGCCCACACAGAUCAGCAGCCUUCAAAAACUCAAACACCUGAAUCUGGGCAUGAACAGACUGAAUACUUUGCCUCGAGGAUUUGGCUCUCUCCCAGCUCUUGAGGUCCUUGAUUUGACUUACAACAACUUGAAUGAAAACUCUCUUCCCGGAAACUUCUUCUACCUUACCACCCUGCGUGCACUCUAUCUAAGUGACAACGAUUUUGAAAUCCUGCCGCCAGAUAUCGGGAAGCUCACAAAGUUGCAGAUACUCAGCCUUAGGGAUAACGACCUGAUCUCGCUGCCUAAAGAAAUCGGAGAGCUUACUCAGCUUAAGGAACUCCACAUUCAGGGGAACCGCCUGACCGUUCUGCCCCCAGAACUAGCAUACCUGUACUCCCGCAUUUUCGGGACAACCCUUGGACCUUGGUGGAAGCAAGCUUAUGAUGCAGCCCAGGAGAAAAGAGAGUCUUCUUUCUCUCACUGUCCCAUGGACGUCAUCCCCGAGCUGAAGAUUGCCUGUGGGGUCUUUCCUGGAGACUGUCCCUGGUCCACAGUUUUCUCACAUGGACCCAGGGCCCUGAAAACACAGCAUGGAAACUUGGAUUUAACUGGUCAGAAGCAAGUGUUCAAAGCAGAGAACAAUCCCUGGGUUACCCCCAUUGCUGACCAGUUCCAGCUUGGUGUGUCCCACGUGUUUGAAUAUAUCCGUUCUGAGACAUACAAAUAGCACAUCCUCAGAGGCCUUCUGAGUGUAGAGCAGCGACAGGUGGAGAAGACGGAUUAUCUGAUUUCCAGGCUCUAAUGGACUCCAAGAGGAGCCGCGGACAUUGGAAACAAAACAGUGCAAUCAGUGUUGAGGAAGAAUUAAAAUGUUCCGAGAGGAUUUGACACGAGGAAGAUAGGAACUUGCGCAGCGGAGCAGGGGCCGGGGAGACGCGGGUAGGUGUGGCCGGAGCAUAUUAUGGUAGCGUGCUGUAGAACACGCUUGGGGCAUUCAUCAUGCCUUCCAACUCAUUUCUCAGGUGGGGACGGUUCUUUGUUAUUUGUCAUACUUUCAGCCAGGGGAACAUACUGGCUGGUGUCAUUGCAAAAGCCGCUCAUCCAGUUUUUGAGGAGCAAACCCUACAAGUACAUUAGCAUUUUUCAGGCUGUGCUUAGGCCAUAGGGUCACCUCCUAACGCUGUAUCCGGUGGUGGUUUUCUCCUUGUUUGACCUCUUUUAUUUCUGUGAAGCAGAAUUAUGAUAGAAUAGUCACCACUUGUUUAGUUUCCAGAAGGUAGAUUUUUUUUUUUUUUUUUUUUUUUUUUUUUUUUUUUUUUACCUCCAGGAGGAGAAGUCAGAUUAGAGUCAGGAUCCUUGACAAGAUUCUUUGUGAAAGGGAGUAACUCACACUUUUCACAUUUCCAUCAAGGAAGGUGGAUGGGAACCGCAAGCCAUUUUAAAAGCUGACAAGUUAACUCUUAACAAAAGAAGAGGUUUGACAAAUGUUAGGCUGAAAAUGUGUUGGUUGAAAGAGGCAUUUGGAAAACAGGCACCCUCAUGAAGGCUGCAAUUUGCGAAGCAUGGCGGUCCUUAAGCCUCGUUUCCAGAGCGGCAUAACUCAAAGGAUGCUUCCCUGGCAUUUUCCUGUCUCGUGACUUGCUUUUGUCUCUAGGGGAAGGCGCCACACUCACUUACUUUAUUUUCUUUUUUAAUCUUCCGUGGAGACUGGCCAUACUAUUAUUCAUGCCGGUUCUCGGAAACAUUUUAACAAAGCAGUAUUUGGUGGAUGGUGGGCAGUGAUGAGAAAAAUGCCAGCAAUUUCUUUUCACUACAAAUCUAGCAAAAUAAGUCAUCCUGUUCGGCUUAUAAGGAGGAAUACUUUGAUCUUCUGGGUAUCAUCUCCAAACUUAUUUUACUCGUACAGUUAAAACUAAGUAAUGUUUUCUUUUUUUCUUCACUGUGUGCCAACCUAUCACAGGCUCUAGUGGACGUAAAUGGGCUUUAUUAAACAACUAUCAUAUCCUCUAAUGCCUGCUGAGUCUUUGACAUAGAAGAUCCUUAGAUAACAGAUAUAUCUGGUCUACCAAAAGGCUAAAGCGUUUCAAACCUAAUAGGUGACCCCCCCCCCCCCAUUCAUUUUAAGACAGGCCUUUCAGGAAGGAAAUCCCAUUUCACAAAACUUUCCAAACCUUAUUAUUUCCUGGUGAAGUAUAAAAAUGGAUGCACAGAACUAGCAGAUGGUUUUAUAAAUAUCAUGGAAAGAUGAAGGAGAGUGUUAAACUUCCAGGACCUUUUUAGCAGUUAGUGAAUUUUACAUAGUGACUUAGGAAUGCAGAAAAAAACGUAGACUUCUCUUUCAUUACUGUAUCUGAAAACAGCUCAAAUUAAGUCAGAGAAAAACAAUAUUUCCUUAGAGUAGACGUGAAAAUGAAGAACCAGUUUUGGUUUUUUUUCCCCCCCUAAAGCUCUGGACAUAAAAGAUUGUUUUUAUUUUUAAAGGUUGACUGUGUAUUGGGUGCCUGGUAAUUUAUAUUUCCUCUAUAGAUGUUAUAUAUGUAUAUAUUUUUCUUGUUAAUAAACAUAUUAUCACAUUUGCACCAUAACAUAAAAUAUGAUUCAAAUUCUUGACAUCUCCAGAUCUAUUUGCAUGCAAAUAUGUUGCAUUUAUCUAACAUCGCUAAGAAAUAGCAAAGAGAAAAGGGAAACUGUCCAUAAAGUAUAUUUUGGGUAGUAUGAGGUCAUAUCCCUUAUCUGAAGUUACCUUCAGUGGUAAAAUUACACAGCGCCCCUUUUUCUCCAGAUAGUGUGUUACCAGCACAAGUUAUUCCACUGAACAGACGUAACUUGGGAUGUAGUAUCAGCUGUCGUCCUUGGACAUACUCAUUCACCUGUUGCUGUCUGUGGCCGUGAGCGAUUCAUUGCUCUGGUAAAUUAAUACCUCCCUCUUAAGGUAACAGGAAGAAAACAGAUCAUGUGAGAAAAGAGUACAUAACAAUUUUCUCUCUCUUACAAGUUUUUUGAUUAGAUUAAAGUAAUUUACAUUUAAAAGGAUUUUUGCUCUUCUGCUUUUAACUUGUUUAGCGCUAUUCAGGUAAACUUGAGAGGUAAUUAGUAAUUUUCCAUUUUCUUUGUACAUGUGCACAUUUCUUUCAAUACAUGAAGUUUUUACAUGCCUUGUGAAGCUUUAUUUUUCUAGUUUUAUUUUACUUUAUAGUUCGUGCAAAAUGGUUCGGUUUUUUAAAUGGAAGGUGUUUCCCAUUCGAUAUUGCCGGUGCACCUGAAGUUUGGGAGAGUUAAAGGAGGGAACCUCUACUCCCUAAACAUAGUAAGGUCAAAGUUGAACCUUGCCAGGGUUUACAAACUAGCUUCAGGAUGCUACCUGUUAUUCCUGAACGCAUCUGGGAAACCCUGUCUUAUACAUAUUUGGGGAUGUUUUUUACUCUGACUUGAAUAUCCGCGCACACUUGGAAAAGCUUCCCUCCCAUACCCAUGUUCGCUGUGGUCCUCCAAUGUGGUCACGCCGUAGCCACAUUGUGCUGGCCUGCCAGCCCUGUGGGGACAGGUUCGGGCAUGUUUGGCCGAUGGGCAGGAGCUGUGUCAGUCUUUCUGCAUUUUAUGUAGCCACUUGUGUCCUUACCAC